Messenger RNA from Rotaria sordida, 1056 nucleotides. NCBI's taxonomy places the organism in Eukaryota, Metazoa, Rotifera, Eurotatoria, Philodinida, Philodinidae. The record is from the annotation of a GenBank genome assembly.
AUGAGUCAAGAUAUGAUUGAAGAUGAAGUUUUGUCUGAAACUCAAUCAAGUACAUCAUCGCGUCGUACCAGUUCAAUUAGUUUUCAUAUGGCAUCUACUAAUGUACGAUUACGACGUAGUAGUAUUAUUACUGGACGACAAUCAUCAAUUAUUGAUACACAUGAAAAUAAACAAUCUAAACAACAACAACAACAAACACCAGUUAAAGUACUUGUUGUUAAUGGCAAAUGUUCUGAAAUAUUUAAAUCAACAUUAGAAGAUUGUGUUGAAGAAUGUAUAUUAGAAUUUGCAGGUGAAAAUUCAAUUUAUGUACCAAAAUCAGGACAAGCUACACAAAUACCAGUUGGUAAUAAACAAAUAUUUUCUUCGAAAGAACCUAGUUCUAAUGUAAAUCAAUCAACAAAAUUGAAUCGUCGAAGAAGUUCAGUUAAUCAAUUUAAUUUACCACAAAUUGGAAAUAUGCGUACUAGUCAAACUAGUAAUUUUUCAUUCUCUAAUACAGCUCUAACAAUAACAUCUGCAUCACGUAUGCGUCAUCAAUUAAUUCAAUCAAAAUUUUCUCCUGUCGAAGAUAUUUCUGAAGAAGCAACUGAUCUUCAAACAAUAAUUGAACAAGUACAAAAACCAUUAAUAACUGAAACAGAUUGUGAACAUCCACAUAUAUCUCAAGAAGAAAUAAUUACUCGUCAAUCAAAUAAUGAUACAUUAUCUCAAUCAAUUUCAAAUUCUCAUCGAAAAAUUCCAUCAGCUCGAACUCAUUUAUCAUAUAGUGAUCGUCAAAAAGUUUAUCGUUUAUCAGAUUUAGUUAUGUUGGGACCUGAAUAUUUUACUCAUAUAUUUAAUCUUCCACGUACAUCACGUUAUGCUACACAAACAUCAGCCAGACAACGUUCAAGUACUCAACAAGGACGCAAUAAACCUGCUGAUAAAUACAAUGAACUUGAUCGAAUAAAGCAAGAUCUAUUUCAUCGAUAUUUAUGGACACAAAAACCGCAAGUAUCAUGUCGUAUUCGUCCUAUAUCAACCUAUACACGUAGUACAACAUUUGUCAUUUAA